Molecule: messenger RNA, 669 nt
Organism: Plasmopara halstedii
Lineage: Eukaryota; Oomycota; Peronosporomycetes; Peronosporales; Peronosporaceae
Exons: 1
Coding region: 1-669 (222 amino acids)
Molecular function (GO): phosphatidylinositol binding
Source: RefSeq, a predicted model, not a curated record
AUGCCGUACGAGAGUUUCAAGAGCUCGCAGCUUGUGUCGAUCCGUGGUCUGGUACAAGACCGCAAAACUGGCACGUGGCGAUAUUUGGUACAAGUGACACGUCACAUGCAAGACGAUGCGUGUAAUGUGCGUCCUGCUCGGACAAACAAGAAAGAGAGUGCGUCCACGUAUAUGACGCGACCAUGUACGACGCAGUCAUACACCAUUCGUCGUAGUUUCGACGACUUCAAACGGUUGCACGAAGGACUGGCGCCACUAAUGGCUAGAGGUGGCAAGUCGCAAUUACCUAAAUUACCAAACGAUAGUUUACUCACUUUUUUUGUGGGAGAGACCCAAACGGCACUUCAGAAGAAACGUUUGGCUCUUGAGCGCGUUCUUGCGGCUAUUGAAGCACAUCCUGCGGCUAGAGAAGCUCCAGAAUACAUGGAAUUUCUCGCAAAUCUCAAUUCGUACGAUGAAGUGGCAAAAGCGCCACUUUCGCCCAGUAUCAGUUCUCGCAGUAGCUUUAGCUUUAGUGAAGAUGGAACUGUGACAUCGCGGGACUUAGUGGGCCCUAAUCUCCUCACGACUUCGAGAUCGGCUAAUGCUUUGCGACGAGCGUAUUUUCAACAUGAUACAGGGAGAGACCGGGAAAAUCAUUUAAUAUUUUCGCACUUCAGCAUGACGUGA